GUCAUCCUUAAAAUUGCUUCAAAAAUCGAGCGCGUAUUAUUAUUCACGUUUUCAAAACAUUGGCUUCUCACGAUAUUGCCAAUUAUUUUGUAGUACCCUCAUUCACGUUCACAAGUCAUAUGGAUGGACAUGCAGAAGAAUGUCGAUGGAUCAGACGCAGACAAGUACUAUAUUAUUGAGCAGAAGAAUCUUGUGCAGCUCCUUAAACUUAGUAUCAAGAAUUUCAUAGAUUUUGCCUUAUCGUUAACUUCUGGCUUGGAGGAGGAGGAAGGAAACCUUUAUCAACUCUUCGUUGUAUUAGAACAGAUUUUGAAGCACGGCCUAAAAGAGAAGAAUGGACUCUUCAUCGCUAGAACAGACUUCUUCAACGUUAUUCAGAUAGUAUCCAAAGAUUUAGAAUGGACCAAGGAUUUGUUAGAGAGUAUCACCAAUAUGUCCUUUCUCAGGACCUUCACAGGUCGGGGAAGGGCAUUUUUGAGACUGACAAUGAUGCAAAAAAAGACGCACAUAAUGUUUGCAGAGAUUUCAAACAACCUUGAUAAAGUACGGGCACUAUAUCAUCCUCACGCUCUUCUGCUGGCUGAAGAAGCUCACAUAAUAUCUGGUCUUCUUGUUGGUUUAAAUGUGAUAGACUGUAAUCUCUGUUUGAGAGAUAGAGAUCUCGACAGUCUUCCUCAGGUAGUACAACUGUCCCGGUAUCUGAAAGAUGGUAACUAUCUGGACACCCCAACACCUCCACCCUCCCCUCUACUUGACACUCACAAGCAGGAUUAUCAGAAUAUUCUAGAGCAAAAGAGUUACGUCGAGGAAAUCAAUGAGAAACUCAGGAUGGAUUUUCUUGUGGUCGAUAAGAAGAGCAAGAUGUUUCAGCAGGAUAACGACAUGCUCAUGAAAGAGGUUCAAAAUAUGAAGUCAAGAAUCGAGGAGCUAACUUCUGAGCGAGAUUGUAUGAGACAGAAAAUGGAUACAAGUGAAAAUACUUAUCAAAGAAGAAUGGAGGUAGAAAAGGCUGACAUUGCUGUAGAGCGAGAAACAUACGAAGCCUCAAGACAGGGUCUGAAUGAGCUUUACUUGCUUGCAAAGGAGGAGUUAGUGAAAACUAACAACAAGGUCACUGAUUUAGAGAGAGAUAUUGAAAUAGAGAGACGCAUCAAGAGUGAUUUGGAGAAGGCUAAUGGGUUGUUAGACAAGGAGUUGUUAGAUAAGGAGGACACGAUAGAGGCACUGCGUAAACAGUGCUCUGAUGUUAAGAAACUUAACCUCAGUAUGCUUAAUAAAGUUCAGGAAUCAGACAAGAAGUUGGCAGAAAGGAAUGUUUCACUGAAGGACAUGGAGUCGCGAACCCACCAGUCCUCGUCGGAGAUGACUGAUCUUGUUAACAGAACCAAGGAACUAGAUAUAGAAAAUCAAGAUCUCAAGAAAGAGCUUGACGAUUACAAAAAGAAGUGCUACGAGAUGGAAACGACAUUGGAUACAGCAGUUACGGGGUGCAGUGUUGAGAAGGAAUGGAGGGAGAACCUCCAGAAACAAAAUGUAACAAACAGGGAGGAUAUAGCGAGAUUGCGUACGGAGGUGACCCACGUGACCGAGUUGAAGAGUGCUCUGAAACAGUUACAGAGGGAAAAUGAUGAUCUGAGACGCAGCUGUUCUGAACAGGAACAGGCGCUGGUAGAAUUAGGAGACCACCUAAGCAAAUCGAAAGUUAAAGCGGAAGAACUUAAACACGAUGUUGAGAUGACUAAAGAGAACAAAUGGGUGUCUGACAAAGAACAAGUCAGCUGUCAGCAGUGCAAGAAAAACUUCAGCGUUUCUAGGCGACGGCACCACUGUCGUAACUGUGGAGGUAUAUUCUGUCACCAGUGUUCUGACAACACCAUGCCCCUCCCCUCCUCCUCCCGUCCUCUCAGAGUCUGUGACAGUUGUGCGGAUCUGCUGUUACAACGCAGCGUCGUCCUCGCCACUUAGACAAAUGCUUGUUAGAAUUAGGCUACAGGGUUUAAUGUGCAGUGUUUGUAUUAUCUUCAGGGAACAGUUGGAUGGUUUGCUUGUGAGAAAAUAGUAUAGGAUUUCUUGUUGAAGGACGAAGCUUCAAGCUGCCAGUUUCUUGAGAUUUUGAAAGUGUGAAGAUGGUUUGUUAAUUUUGAUUAACAUAAAUCUGGGUCGAGCGCUGUUUACAAUAGAAUAUGUAAUGUUGUGUGUUGCUCUGGUUACAAUAGAAUAUGUAAUGUGUUGCAGCUGGUAUUGUACACUUGAUUUACUGAUAUUUUUACUUUUCAAUUUUAAUUAUUUUUGGGGUUGAUUUUCCUAAAUCUAAACGUAUUAACUGUGUUAAAUGAUUAAUGCGUGGCGUGUUGUGUUUAUGCUAUCCAUCCAUGCAUAGCUUAAAUCAAUCUUGUGUUUUAUAAGAAAGUAGAAAUAAUAACUGGGCACAUUGUUUUCUUACCUAACUAUGCAGUAUGCAUUUAGUAGACGUGCAUUAAUAAAAAUACCACAAUUUGUUGUAAAAUUUACCAUAUUAGUUAUUAGGGUCUUAGUAUAUAUUGUAUAACCUUUAUUUGUUACGUAGCAUAAUUUAGGUUAAGCAGUACACAACUUGUAUCAAUUAAAUGUUUCACUUUGUAAACUGGUACUGAACUAAAGAAGAGUUAAAUUAAUGACUUUUGAUUUUGUAUAUAUAGUGUUUUGAUGUGGAAUUGUCAAAUAUACAGUAUAUAGAUUGUUUUGAAUGUCUGAA
Messenger RNA from Bolinopsis microptera, 2734 nucleotides. RefSeq names its product RUN and FYVE domain-containing protein 1-like. The transcript is spliced from 14 exons. Gene Ontology annotation, molecular function: metal ion binding. The record is from RefSeq and is a predicted model, not a curated record. The coding region runs from base 124 to 1965 and encodes 613 amino acids. Lineage: Eukaryota; Metazoa; Ctenophora; Tentaculata; Lobata; Bolinopsidae.